AUGGUAGAGACUGCGCAAGGGCAUGAUAAGGAGACUACCCCUGGACCUGUAAAAGCUACCAAGAGGAUAAAAAAACUAAAGGCUUCUAAACACAACUUGGGCACCUCAAAUUCUGGAGCAAUUGAAGGAGAUGCUGAUCCUUCUUUAUCUUCGUUAAACCACUGCCGCUAUGACAACUCACUAAGUUUGUUCUCCCGUUCUCCCCUGUACCAAAUCUUGUUAACAGGUCUGCUGACAAAGAAGUUCGUCAACCUGCUUCAAGGAGCUGAAGAUGGGACCCUUGAUUUAAACAAAGCAGCUGAGACAUGCUUGUUAACAGGUCAGGCUCAGGCUCAUGCAGGCAGCGGGCAGGCGGAGGCAGCCUGUCUCAUCUAUUUUUGA
Molecule: messenger RNA, 381 nt
Organism: Miscanthus lutarioriparius
Lineage: Eukaryota; Viridiplantae; Streptophyta; Magnoliopsida; Poales; Poaceae
Source: the annotation of a GenBank genome assembly